AUGAAAGGCAUGACUAUGCAGGAGAAGCCAACCAGACUCUUGGUGUACGAACUUGCUAUAUCAAAAUUUGUCAUCCUUGCACCAGGACCGUUGGUGGACGGACCGUUUAAUCCAACCCAUGACCCUUACACUUAUUCAGCUGUUGGUUCUUGGGCAUGUUGCUCACUGCUAGUGACUCUGCGAUGUGACCGGCCAAGACGACAUGUUAUGCACUCCUAUGACACCUGA
Pochonia chlamydosporia 170 is the source of this 228-nucleotide messenger RNA. RefSeq lists its product as hypothetical. The record is from RefSeq and is a predicted model, not a curated record. The coding region runs from base 1 to 228 and encodes 75 amino acids. NCBI's taxonomy places the organism in Eukaryota, Fungi, Ascomycota, Sordariomycetes, Hypocreales, Clavicipitaceae. The transcript has 2 exons.